CCACCGCCUGCCACUGCGCUUCUGUCCCCCAGCAGCUUCCGUCUCUUGUCUGCUGAAGCUGAAGCGCUGACGGGCCCUUUCUCAACACCCGAGUCCCUCAAUUUUACGACAUCGGCUCCUUCGUCUCAACCUCGCGUUGCCGUGCGCGACCAUCCCCAUAUUCUCUCUGGGUCAGACAAUGGCUGCCGAAAGUCAGUCCAUUUAUCUGACCACCACCCCAGACCCCUGCCGCACGCCCAGACAGUCUAUACAUCACGAACCUCCAACGAAAACCCUGUCCGACACCAUCGUCUCUCCACUGCCCGUCCCGACCAUCACCAUCAUGCCCGAGCACGCUACAACUCCAGAGCCUAUCAACUUGAUGCCGCCCGAAGAUGACCCCUUUUCCCCACAAUACGUCCCAAAGCAUACCCUCAAGCGUCGAUCAAGUCGCCUCUCUCAUUGGCUCGAACAGCUCCAGACACAGGCCUCGUCACCUCAGCAAGGGGAUGGAGAAAUAACCCCUAAGCCGGCUCGCCGCACAUGCGGCCCUUACCUCGCAUACCCGCAUCUCAGUCACAGGACCGCUCUCCCAACCUUCGACGAGGACUCUGACGGCACGUAUGACUAUGUGUUAAUCGAAGAUGCCGAUAUAGAAGAUUAUCCUGCUAUAGAACAUUCCGAUGAACCCAUAUCCCACGACGUAUUAACAGCGUCUUCAGAGUAUAUGACGCCUCGCUCAGGCGUCCGAAAGCUGAAAGCCCCUGCCUCGCUCAGGAACCUGUAUCUCGCAGCCCGGCCCCCUUCCACGUCCAUGACAUCGACGCCUCCCCACCAAUCCCGCUUAUCGAUGCUCAGUAGACCUACACGUGUUACAUCAGGUCCUUCCAACGAUGAUCUCAGUCACAUUCGAUCAUCAAGUGCUGUGAGCUCCCAUCUCGAGGUUCCCUCUACUACGUCAAAGCGAUGGCGGCCUAGCGUCCUUGGUCACUUUUCUCCGUCACAAUCAGAUUCACGUCUACCUCACGACCCGAGCAUGAAUCCUUCGCGCCCGAGCAUAUCCUCCACGAACACAUCCUCUCUCACCAUUCCCACAUCAUCUACCAUGUAUGAGGAAAACCCCCCUUCUCAAACGCCGCAGAAGUCAAUCACCCUCCUUGGCUCUCUCAGGAGGCGCCACUCAGAGAAACCUUCUAAGGCCGACCGUAAUUCGAGCGCUUCGCCCUCCCUGUGGCUUGGGUCAUCAUCGCCGCAACAAGAACCGGAUGGGCCUCAAUCGCCAUCGCGGCUGGUACGCAAGGCCAGCACGAUCCGACUGCCGUUCACGUCAAAGGCCAAGCCACCCCAAACAGGGUAUGCAGGCACGAUCUUUGAAGAAAUCGGCUCCCCGCAGCCGAGGACCGUGUACGCGGGGAGGUCCGGUGGUCGUAUUUCUCUUUCUUCGAUUGGACCUCCAUCACGUACGAAGAAAAAGAAACUAGUGGUCAGUGGUAUUGGUAUGAAAGACACGAGGCGGUUGGAGGCGGUGCAACGAUGGUGCCAGUCAUUUGGCGAGGUGGAUGAGAUCGUCAGGAUGCCUAAUGGGGAUUUGCAUGUCAACUUCCAUCGAGCGGAAGUUGCAGAUACUGUCUGCCGUGUCCGUGCGAAAGUCUUCAUACCAGGAGUAGGCAGCGUCCAUUUGUCCUGGUAUACAGGAAACAAGCGACCGUGAAGUAACUUUCACCAACUUUAUACAAACCCACUUUAGAUCUGAUUAAUCCGUUAUCCUUCAGCAUCCUUCAUUUGGAUUCUAAUCUCGCAUGUACAUAUGUCAAUCUUUUGUAUCACCCUGGCAAUACCCUCAUGACUUAUGCUGACGACUCCUUUAUGAACACUCGCAUCCCCCCAUUCACC
Molecule: messenger RNA, 1872 nt
Organism: Coniophora puteana RWD-64-598 SS2
Lineage: Eukaryota; Fungi; Basidiomycota; Agaricomycetes; Boletales; Coniophoraceae
Exons: 7
Coding region: 179-1690 (503 amino acids)
Source: RefSeq, a predicted model, not a curated record